CCAUAGACCCCGCGUGGCCUCUCGUAUUCUGCACAACACCCCUCCUCUUGGCACCUUUCUUUGUUGAAAGCACCACAAUGACACAAGGAACAAUCUCCCCCAUCCCGGCCAGCGCUGAGUACUACGACUUGGGCUCGUUUGCCCAUACUAUCACCACCAACAGCCCCGACACCCAGACCUGGUUCAACCGAGGUCUAACAUGGGUGUACGCAUUCAACCAUGUAGAAGGAGCCUACUGUUUUGAGCAGGCAAUUGCACAUGAUCCCACAUGCGCGAUGGCAUACUGGGGUCUCGCCUAUGCGGUAGGCCCCAACUACAACAAGCCGUGGGAAAAGUUCGAUCCGAAAGACCUGUACGCCUGUGUCCAACGAGGCUACGAUGCCGCCCAAAAGGCAAAGGAGUACGCAGCCACCGCGACUCCCCUCGAACAGGCUUUGAUUGGAGCAAUUCAGUUCCGGUUUCUCACCAACCACCCGGCGGAGAAUUACCCGGCCCUCAAUAAAGGCUACGCUGCCGCCAUGAAGCCGGUCUACGACGCCUUUGGCCAUGACCUGGACGUGGCCGCCCUGUAUGCUGACGCCUUGAUGAACAUGACCCCAUGGGCCUUGUGGGAUCUGUUCACCUGCAAGCCGAACCCCAAAGCCCCCACCAUGGAGGUGAAAGCCGUGUUGGAACGAGCGCUCGCGCAGGAGCAGGACGGUGCCCUCAAACACCCCGGUCUACUCCACCUAUACAUUCACUUUAUUGAGAUGUCACCUACCCCCGAGCUGGGCAUCAAUGCAGCUGAUCACCUGCGCAACCUCGUCCCAGCCGCCGGUCAUAUCCACCACAUGCCCACCCACUUGGAUAUCCUCAUCGGUGACUGGCGCCGGUCUAUUGCCUCCAACUACAACUCGACCGUGGCCGAUGACAGGUACUUUCAAAAAGCCGGAGCGGCCAACUUCUAUACCUUCUACCGCAUGCACGACUAUCACUCGUUGGUCUACGCAGCCAUGUUCGCCGGUCAAUCCAAGACCGCCCUGGACGCAGUCACUCGCAUGGAAGCCACACUGCCCGAUGAGGUCAUGCGGAUCCAGUCUCCGCCUAUGGCUGACUGGCUGGAACAGUUCGUCCCUAUCCGCUUGCAUGUGAUGGUGCGCUUCGGCAUGUGGGAGGAACUCAAACGCAAAGAGCUGCCCCACGAUCAGGAACUCUAUGCCGCCACCACCGCAGUCACCCACUAUGCCCGCGGCGUAGCCUUUGCCGCGACGGGGGACAUAGCCACCGCCAAAGAGGAAGAGAAGCUCUUCCACAAAGCAUGGGCUCGCGUCCCUACGACUCGUCGCGCUUACAACGGCAAAAUGGUCGACGUGCUUCAAGUCGCCGCAGCGAUGUUAGAGGGCGAGAUUGAAUAUCGCUGCGCCAACUACGACAAGGCUUUCGCGGCCAUUCGCCGUUCGAUCGAUAUCGAGGAUAAAUUGCCCUACAGUGAACCGUGGUCGUGGAUGCAGCCGACCCGUCACGCAUACGCGGCCCUUCUCAUGGAACAGGGCCAUCUAGAAGAAGCAGCACUGAUCUAUCGGGCGGACCUGGGUCUGGAUAGUACGCUUAUUCGUCCGCGUCGACACCCCAAUAAUGUCUGGUCGCUGCAGGGAUACCAUGAGUGUUUGGUUCGUUUAGGCAGGUUGGAAGAAGCGGCUGUGAUUGAGCAGCCAGUUAAGCUCGCCCUUGCGGUGGCGGAUAUUCCGAUCAAGGCGUCGUGUUUCUGUCGCUUGGAUACUUCUCAGGCGCCGCAGGUUUUGGACUCGUGCUGUUCUAAGGAAAAGAACUGCUAGGAUGGUUGAACUGGCUUGUGGCUUGAAUCGGGCGUACAAAAGCGUUCUCUUCGUCUUUGGCCUUUUCUGUAUAGUAUGGCUUGUCGCCUGCCUUUAUCAAAUUGGCCACCAUUUUCAUGUCAAUUAUCAUGAAUGCAAUUGGAUACUUGCUUGGGUCUAGCGUGCAUCCUCAAGCCCCCAAUCUAAAGAUCCGGACAAAAGGGCAACUCUAUACUAGUUAUACUUACA
Molecule: messenger RNA, 2042 nt
Organism: Aspergillus ibericus CBS 121593
Lineage: Eukaryota; Fungi; Ascomycota; Eurotiomycetes; Eurotiales; Aspergillaceae
Exons: 1
Coding region: 78-1814 (578 amino acids)
Cellular component (GO): intracellular anatomical structure
Molecular function (GO): protein binding
Source: RefSeq, a predicted model, not a curated record